Molecule: messenger RNA, 179 nt
Organism: Tauraco erythrolophus (red-crested turaco)
Lineage: Eukaryota; Metazoa; Chordata; Aves; Musophagiformes; Musophagidae
Source: RefSeq, a predicted model, not a curated record
GUGUGGGCAAGAGCAGUUUGCUGUUGCGUUUUGCAGAUAAUACGUUCUCAGGCAGCUACAUUACCACAAUUGGAGUGGAUUUCAAAAUCCGGACAGUUGAGAUCAAUGGAGAGAAGGUGAAGUUACAGAUCUGGGACACAGCUGGACAGGAGCGCUUCCGGACCAUUACGUCAACGUGA